Messenger RNA from Oryctolagus cuniculus (rabbit), 5938 nucleotides. The record is from RefSeq and is a predicted model, not a curated record. Lineage: Eukaryota; Metazoa; Chordata; Mammalia; Lagomorpha; Leporidae.
CUCAGGUUUUAUUUUCUGAAUGGAGAGUCUGUAGUCUGCUGAAAAGUUUUCAAUCCCUCUGACCCUUGAGGCACACAACUCAAGGACUGGCUUGGCAGGAGCAGGACUCAGUUCCAUUAACACCAUCUUUCUUAUCACUGGCUGAGAACAUGCCUAACAAGACUUCCCCGACGGCAUUCAUCAUAUUUGAGGCCAUGAUUAAAUUGUCUCCAGUUGGGAAAUUCCCGAUUGCGACAUCUUCUGAGAUGUUUAGAGCAGAGCCUGUCCCACUGACAGCUGUCUCUGGAAGGAGCUGGAAUCAAUCUGAAGCCCCAAGGACUUGAAGACAAACAUUCAGAGACCUACGAGAUCCGAUUGCAAUGGAGAAUGAGGGUGUAGAUUAAUGAAGAAUGCUGUCCAAUCAUUGACAAAUGCUCUGAUUAAGCGUUUGCUUGUUGAGCCUGAACAGUUCUAUUAUGGGACAAUGAGAAAAGAGGAAUGAAGGCAGACCCCAAAUGUGGCAGCUUUUAGCAGCAGCAUGCUGGAUUCUUCUUCUUAGACCCAUAUGUGGCUGUAAGAAAGGAAGCAUCACAAAUCCUGAAGCUAAUAUGAAUGUUAGUCAGAUUAUAUCCUACUGGGGUUAUCCUUGGGAAAAGUAUGAUGUUGUGACACAAGAUGGUUAUAUCCUUGGAAUAUACAGGAUUCCUCAUGGAAAAGGUUACCAAAGGAAAUCAGACCACAAGCCUGUUGUGUAUUUGCAGCAUGGUGUGAUUGCAUCUGCCACUGAUUGGAUUUGCAACCUGCCCAACAAUAGCCUGGCUUUCCUUCUAGCAGAUAGUGGUUAUGAUGUGUGGUUAGGGAACAGCCGAGGAAACACCUGGUCCAGAAAACACCUGAAAUUGUCACCCAAAUCAUCAGAAUACUGGGCUUUCGGUUUGGAUGAGUUGGCUAAAUAUGACCUUCCAGCCACCAUCAAUUUUAUCACAGAGAAAACUGGACAGAAGCAACUCUACUAUGUGGGCCACUCCCAGGGUACUACCAUAGCUUUCAUAGCAUUCUCUAUAAAUCCAGAACUGGCUAAAAGGAUUAAGAUAUUUUUUGCACUUGCUCCAGUUAUCACAGCAAAAUAUUCUCAAAAUCCUAUGAAAAAACUUACAACUCUUUCCAGGAAAGCAGUCAAGGUUUUGUUUGGUGAUAAAAUGUUCCACCCUCGUACAUUUUUGGAUCAGUUCAUUGCCACCAAAGUGUGCAACCAAAAGCUAUUCCAUCGUGCUUGCAGCAACUUCCUAUUCUCUUUGGCUGGAUUUGAUGCAAAAAACUUAAACAUGAGCCGCUUGGAUGUUUAUUUCUCACAGAGCCCUGCGGGAACAUCAGUUCAGAAUAUGCUGCACUGGGCCCAGGUUGUUAAUUCUGGUCAGCUCCAAGCUUUUGACUGGGGAAAUCCUGAUCAAAAUAUCUUGCGUUUCCAUCAGCCUACGCCUCCUUUAUACGACAUUACUAAGAUGGAAGUUCCAACGGCAAUGUGGAGUGGUGGCCAGGAUAUUGUGGCUGAUCCCCGGGAUAUUGAAAUUUUGCUGCCCAAAAUUGCAAACCUCAUCUAUUACAAAGUGAUUCCAUACUACAAUCAUGUGGAUUUUUACCUGGGACUGGAUGCACCCCAGGAAAUUUACCAAGACAUGAUUAGGUUGAUGAAGGAAUGUUCAUAAAAUGGACAAUAUUUUCUUUCUCCAAGCAAGUGGAUUUUCAUAAUCAUAAAGGGACAGACCCCAAGAUGAUCCCAAAUGAUUUCUGGUUUCUAGUGUCCAAGGCUUUAUGUGAUCCCCUCCCCUUGAGUGUGAAUGGAACCUGAGACUUCCUUCUAACACAGAAUUGAUAAAGGAAACAGAUGUCACAUCCAUAGUAAGGUUGUGUUCUGUGACAAAGGUGUGGGAAUGUCACUCCCCAGUUAUGCUGCAUUAUGUAACAAUCUAGGCAGACUGGAAAAAGAACAUCUCAUUGAUAGCUUGAUGAAAUGAACAUGUGUAUUGAAACCCACAUUGCAAGGAACUGUACAUGGAUUUUAGGAUCUGAGGGUGACCUCCAGCAGGUAACUAGCCAAAAACCAGAUACCUCUGUCACAAGCCACAAGAAAAUGAAUUCUGCCUAAAACCUGAAUGAACUUGAAAGCCCACUGUUUUAUAGCAAAAUGUACUAUUGAUAAAGUAACCUGGCCAUUACCUUGAUUGCAAUCUGAUGAGACCCUGAGCAGAGGACCCAGUUAUACCAAAGUUUGACCUAUUGACUCAUAGAAACAGUGCUAUAAUAAAUGUGUGUUGUUUUAAGAUGCUAAGUUGGUGCUAAUUUGUUAAAAGCAAUAGUAAACUACUAUACUAUUACUGUUACUAUGACUAUACAAUAAUGUGAGAUUAUAUGUCUUAUUUAUAAUAAUGAUGGUAAUAAUUGUUAUCAUCAUCUCUUUCUUGGAAAGCUUAAUAGAUCCUAUUCCUUAUUUCAUUUAUUUUCCUUUGGCCUAAUGAACUUCCUCGAAUAUUUCUAGCUUUGCACAUCAGCCAGGGAUUAAUCAUCUCAGUGUUUGCUUGCCAGAAAAAUAAUCUUUUGGCUUUUAUCACUAAGAGACAUUUUCUCCUGAAAAUAGAAUUUUAGAUGGACAUAAUUCAUGUUUGAUUUUUAUUAAUUUAGUGCUUUAAAAAGUUGGGCAUCAUCCUGUGGCAUGCAUCACAAUAAGUCUGUAGUUUCCCAUCUUUUUUUCUUUCUACUUAAUGUAUGUUUUGUGGUCUUCUUUUAAGAGUUUGUAAGCGAUUUUCAGCAAUUUGAAUGAGGUUUAAUUUCGUUCUGGGGCAAGCUCUGAUUGGAGUUUGAUAGGCUUUGUAGCUUUGCAGAUGCUAGUUUUCAUCAUGUUUGGAAAGAUGUUGAUCAUUAUUUCUUUUUUUUAAGAUUUAUUUUAUUUAUUUGAAAGAGUUAUACAGAGAGAGAUAGAAACAGAGAGAGAGGUCUUCCAUCCGCUGGUUCAUUCCCCAGAUGGCCGCAACAGCCGGAGCUGCACCCAUCCAAAGCCAGAAGCCAGGAGCCAAGAGCUUCUUCUGGGUCUCCCAGGCGGGUGCAGGGGCCCAAGGACUUGAGCCAUCUUCCACUGCUUUCCCAGGCCAUAGCAGAGAGCUAGAUCAGAAAAGGAGCAGCCGGGACUAGAACCAGUGCCAAUAUGCGAUGUAGGCGCUUCAGGCCAGGGCUUUAACCCGCUGUGCCACAGCGCCGGCCCCAAGCCAUUAUUUCCUAAAUCUUUCCUAUAUCCCCCUUUUUCUAGACACCUAAUUACAUGUGUUAGACCACUAGAGACUGACCCAGAAGUCACUGAAUAUGAUUAUUUUCCCCAGUGUUUAACCUCUCUCUGCUUUAUUUUAGACAGUUUCUACUCUAAUGUUUUCAUGUUCACAGAUGUUUUGUUUUGCAGUGCCUAACUACUAUAAUUACUUUUGGUAUCUAUUUCAUUUGGGGUAUGGUAUUCUUUAUCUCUGAAAAUCUCAUUUGGUUGUUUUGUAUAUCUAUGUUUCUUUCCUCCUUAUUUUAAUGUUUUUCUUUAAAUCCUUAAGUUAGUAUGCAUAUAAUAGUAUCUAUUUUAGCAUACUUUUUACUUAUGCAAUCAUUUCUGCCAUUUAUAUGCUUAUUCUAUACAUUCAUUUUUCCUGGUAAUGGCUCCUUCUUUGUUGAGCACUUAAUAUUUUUUCUUGGAUGGCAGACAUUGAAUUUUGCAUUACUGAAUGUUGAAUUUUGUUUUAUCCUGUUAAAUAGGAUUGGAAAUGUUUUUCAGUUAAUUUACUUGCAGGUAAGUGUGAUUGUUUUGUGGCAUGUUCUUUAUCCUAUUAAGGGCAGGCCUCUGCUCUGAAGAAGUUUUGCCUUAUUAAGAAGGUGUGCACUUUCUGAGGUCUCCACUGAAUACCUCUGUGUUUCGAAAAGUUUUUCCAUGCUGGCUGAUGGAAACCCAAAUUAAUACCUAUAUACAUUAUUUACAUACUAGGAAUUAUUUUAUAUAUAGUUCCCUAUCAAUUGUUCUUUCUCUGAAAGUUUUACUUUGUCUACCCUUGUGGAAUUUUGUCCUUUGAUUGUACAGAAUAUAAUUUAGCAACAAGGUCAAGGGGCUGCCUCUGUAUAUCACUGGAACUCUUUCUCUACAUUGCUAUUUUUUCUCCAGCAUUUUGAUCCACAAAUUUUGUUGUACUUAACCACCCUGAAUCCUAAUCUCUGUCUACUUAAAUGAGCCUCUACUGCAACCCAGAAAUUUCUGGUAGGCAGAAACUCAAAAUUUUUCAUAGAGCUCAUCUCAUUUGUUUUCUUCCUGUAGAGGUCACAGACCUAAGCUGUCCAAUGUCUGGAAAAUAUGAUUUAUUACUUCCAAUUUUUUUGUUUUUAUCGUGGGAUUUCUAGAAUUCCCUCAAAUGUGGGAGCAAAAAUCAAGAUUCUACUUAUGAAUUACAUUAUUAUGCUAAUGCAGGGCCAGUAUAACUUGACACAUAGAAGGUAACUACAAAAAAAACCUAACUGUUAAAAACUUUUAAGUUCUUCUUUAAUCUAUCUAAGAUUGUCUUACUGUACGUAUCUUGAGGAAACUCACAUGGGAUUCAACAUUCUGGGUUUUUUUUUAAGAUUAUUUUAUGUGAAAAUCAGAGUUAACAGAGAGGCAGAGGCAGAAGCAGAGAGAGCGAUGUCUUCCAUAUCUGCUGGUUCACUCCCCAGAUGGCCACCACAGCUGGAGCUGGGCCAAUCUGAAGCUAGGAGCCUCUUCUGGGUCUCCCACAUGGAUGCAGGGGCCCAAGGGCUUGAGCCAUCUUCUACUGCUUUCCCAGGCCAUAGCAGAGAGCUGAAUCAGAAGUAUGCAGCCAGGAUUUGAACUGGCGGCCAUCUGGGAUGCCGGCACCGCAGGCAACAGCUUUACCUGCUUUGCCACAGCACUGGCCCCCAACAUUCUGGUUUUAGAUAUAAGUAAGUAUAGUUCUAGAGUUUAGUGACUUAUUCAAGGUGCCUAAGUUAGUGAGUAAACUAGGAUUAGAAUCAUGUCUCCAUAAUAUUAGUCUAAUGUAGUAUUUCUACCACCUUAAUCUUUGUAGAGUUUUACUGCUUCCUCCCAAAUAUCUCGAAGUACAAGCUCUCUGCUAAUCUAGCUUCCUCUUACUCCCUGAAAUAGUGAUUUCACUAUGAAAUUAUAUUGAAUCUACAGUGGCUUUCUGCUUUUCAUUUUGUUCCAUCUGUCUUAACUCCUUUAUGUUUUUCAGGAUUUUCUCAAAAUCUGACUUCACCUGCUUUCUCAAUGACACUUACCUCUGCCUCCUAACCAGGUACACUUCAUCUACUCAACAGGUUUGCAUCCUUAACUCUUCUCACAUAGGUUUCCCAUCCUCAUUGGCAAGAGUUGCCCACACAGCUUACGUUAAACUUAGUGGCAUGUAAUUAAAAUUGUCAUAUGCAUUUGUCAAUCAAGUAAGAUUUUCUUAUUUCUAUUAUUAUAUCUUAGGAAAAUUCUUUUUUUAUUAAUAAUUCAUUUUCAGCAGGAGUCUCAUGGUACAUGAACAACAUUCACCAAUCACAUCAGUUUAAUAUGUUAAAUUUGAUCCUGCAUUACAUGCUCAGGGAUCUCAACAUUGGCAGCUUCUAAAAUGGAGAAAACGUUAACACUGACCUGUCUUCAGUUCACCAUAGGUCUGCUUUAUGCCAGGUUUGGAGACUCAGGUGUCUCUUUAGUGACAGUGUGUCUCUGCAACCUUGUCCAAAAAAGUUUCCAAAUAACUCCACAAAGUAAUCACUCAUUAAUCUAAAAAAUGUACACUGCACAUUUUAUGUUACUAACUGGAGGAUUGGGAUAAAAAAAGGAAAACACGAUUCUUACCUUUAUCAUUUAAACUGAAUUUAAAAUCCACUGAGGAAUCUUAAUAUAAGGAACAUAGUAAUUAAAAUAACUAUUAUUUACUAG